AGCCUUGGCUCGAGCUUACCCUCAGCGCUAAUCCCCGCGUCUGAGGUGGAUCAUUUGUUAGAUCCGUCAGGUACUAGCUGCGUACAGAAAUGUACGCAUUACUUCUCCUUACUAGCGCCGGCCUGGCAGCAGCUGAAACGGCGGUUGCGCCGUCCCUCAUGCAGUCCAGGCUGCGAGGUGCCAAAACUAGCCAAGCCACCGAGGCGAUGUCACCCUCGAAGUCAUUUGCGUCCGCGGUGAUGGGUCAGCGCUACAGCGACGAUGAUGCUUCCUGCUCAGCUGAAGGCAUUACGCCUGGGGUUUGCGCGUUGGCAUCCUUGGCACGGUUGUCAUCCGAAUCUUCAUCUACUGGCAAGGUCGCCGAUUGCGACAAGCAAGAAAGCCGAGACAGGCUGGAGCGUGCGCUGAUUGCCGAGAUCGAGUCCGCAGCGGCGGGCAACCACACUGGAAUCGACGCGGCCCGCUUGCAAAAGCUUGAGGAGGAAUUGAAGCCGAUCUAUGCCACCUUGCCACGGGAGAGCUCGCCUUCGGGCGAGGGAGGCCUUGGGUAUGCAUCAGCCCGGUAUUUGCUUCAUCAGCACUUCCUGCGGCAACACGCGUGGUACGUGCGAGGCCUCAACCCCGCAGGAGAUGGCCGGAAGCCUCCGGAUGACAAGGAGGUGCUUCGCAGCCGAGUGGCUGGCCAUCUCCUCGAGGUCAUGGAGAACAAGGCGCGGCAGGGUCUGGACCUGAAGAAGCUGGCGGUCUUCGUGGCCACCUUGGAGCACCUGAUCCACGGGGACCAGCGGGAGCGUCUGAAGCAGGCCUGGCUGGUGCACGACCUCAAGCCGGAGGACAGCACCGACCUCGCAGGCCUCGAGAGCGUCUUGGAGGUCUUUAUGGCCCACUAUGUCUACGUGAGCCAGAAGGUGGACAGUGGGUACGCGCUGACGCUCGCGAAGGCACGGGAGGAGGUGGCCACGAUCUCUCGCAUCUAUGGAGGUUGGCCGCAGAUCCGCACCUUCAUACAUGACCAGGUGGCGCAGAAGCCGGCGGGCAGCAGUCUCAGCUUCGAGGAUGCAGCGGGCGCAGCAGACGCCGUGCUGCUCCUAUUCCAGGAGGUAUCUGGGGCCAUGUGCCACGAUAUGGAGAGGACCUUUCAGUCUUUGAAUGGCGGGGAUGUGGGCCGCGUGCGCCUGGCCGAGCUCCGUGCCGCCGACGGAGG
This is a messenger RNA of Effrenium voratum, 1204 nucleotides long. NCBI's taxonomy places the organism in Eukaryota, Dinophyceae, Suessiales, Symbiodiniaceae. The record is from the annotation of a GenBank genome assembly.